Cylicocyclus nassatus is the source of this 291-nucleotide messenger RNA. Lineage: Eukaryota; Metazoa; Nematoda; Chromadorea; Rhabditida; Strongylidae. The record is from the annotation of a GenBank genome assembly.
AUGAAAGCGAGGACACCCAUUCCCGAAAGUCGUAAGGACACAGUGUUCGCAUUUGCAGACUUCGUAAUAGUGACGGCUUUCUGGAAACAACACCCAGCAUUUGACUGGAAGCGCAUUAUCUCAUUUCGAUCUUUUUAUACUUCGUUUGUCCGCUUCCAAACUAUCAGUUCUGCAGGCAAUAAAAACACCGAGAGAGGUGGAUGGUCAAUUGCCAGAAUAACCGAGGGAAGCGUCGCCGCUCCGAAACUGUGCUUGAACGUACAACCCUGUGCAAGCGGUGGUUCAGAUUAA